AUGGGGACAGAUAGAGAAAAGCUUAUUGAAGCCAAGAGUUAUCUUGAUUUGGAAACCGGAAGAGACUUAGAACGAUACGUCCACUCCAAGACAUACCGAGAUCUUAAGAAUUGGGAAGAAUUGAAACAGUAUUUUAGGAAGGUCUAUUCCACAAAUCAUCCUAGUAAUUUACUCGAUCCUGAUGAUCCAGUAGAAGAUACUGAAGAAGUUGAUCCUACAGUCGUCAUUGAUCCAGAUGAUAUUCCAAACGGUGUGGUGUCACUAGUUCCUGCAGAUGAUGACUCAGAUGUGGACCCAGUUGAUCCUUCAGCUGAUGUAACAGUAGAUCCUGCAGAUGAGGUUGGCUCAGUAGUUCCUCCAGAUGAUAUGGAAACAGUAGAUUCUAAUGAUGAUGGGGAGAUUGUAGAUUCUGCUGAGAAUAUUGAACCAGUUGAUCUUCCAGAUGAUCUUGAGCCAGUAUAUUCACCAGAUGAUGAUGUACCAGUAGAUCCUGUGGACGAUGUUGAACCAAUAGAUGUUCUAGAUGAACUUGAGGUAAUAGAUUGUGAGGAGGAUGUUGAACGAGCUGACCUUUCAGCUGGUGUGGUGACAGUGGAUUUUGUAAAGGAUGUUAAACCAACUGAUUCUAAAGAAGGUGUUGAACUAACAGAGAGUGUGGAGGUUGUUGAAUUAGAUCUUGAGGGGGCUGUAGAUUCUGCAAAUGAUGCUGAAUCAGCAUAUCCACUAGAUGAUGUGGUAUCAGUAGAUCCUUUAGAAUAUGUUGAGUCAGUAGGUGCUCUAGAUGAUGGGAAGGAUCCUGAAUCAGUAGAUGCUGUGGGUAAAGUGGAGCUAAUAGAUUCUGUGGAGAAUGUUGAACCUGUUGAUCCUUCAGCUGGUAUGGUGACAGUAGAUUUUGUUGAGGAUGUUGAAACAUUAGAUCCUAUAGGUGAUGUAGAAGAAUUAGAUUUUGUAGAUGUUGUUGAAUCAGUAGAUCCUGAAGGUGAAGUAGAUUCUGCAGAUGAUGCUGAAUCAGCAUAUUCUCCAGAUGAUUUGGUAAUAGUAGAUCCUUUAGAAGAUGUUGAAUUAGUAGAUGCUCUAGAUGAUGGGGAGGUAAUAGAUUCUGCAGUUUGUGUUGUAUCAGUAGAGCCUGGAGAUGAUGUGGAUACUGCAGUGGAUGUUGGCUUAGUAUAUUCUCCAGAUGGUGCUGAGAUGAUAUGUCCUGCAGAUGUUAAAUAA
Messenger RNA from Macrobrachium nipponense, 1215 nucleotides. RefSeq lists its product as uncharacterized. The transcript is spliced from 4 exons. NCBI's taxonomy places the organism in Eukaryota, Metazoa, Arthropoda, Malacostraca, Decapoda, Palaemonidae. Bases 1 to 1215 code for a protein of 404 amino acids. The record is from RefSeq and is a predicted model, not a curated record.